AACGUGACAGAACGAACCGACCAGUAAUGACCCCAGCAGAGAGCUUUUAUGCCUUUUUGGGCAUCCGGAUUCGGCCCGAGCAUCAGCCUCAGCCCCGGCCUGUUGGCUUCCUGAGCGUCCCGGAUCUGUUCUUGGGAACCCGCCUUGCCCUGGGAGGCCCACUGGGUUUCCAGUCUGCUCCUCACCAUGCUGGCAUCCAGGACACUAGCUUCGAGCCAGAUGUCAUGCUAGGGGUGGGAUCUCCCAGAAGGAAGCGUGGGCCUCAGAGGCGGCGUUCUCCUAAGUUGCUCAGUGUUCCAUCCAAAUCCAAGCCUACUCCUGCUCCAAGCGUCCUGGCGGAGGUCCGGUCGACCUCUGCUCCAAGCGUCCUGUCGGAGGUCCGGUCGACCUCUGCUCCAAGUUUCCUGUCGGAGGUCAGGUCGACCUCUGCUCCACGCGUCCUGUCGGAGGUCCGGCCGACCUCUGCUCCAAGUUUCCUGUCGGAGGUCAGGCCGACCUCUGCUCCAAGCGUCCUGUCGGAGGUCCGGCAGACCUCUGCUCCAAGUGUUCUGUCGGCGGUCCGGUUGACUCCUGUUCCAAGUAUCCUGUCGGUGGUCCGGCCGACUUCUGUUCCAAGUGUCCUGUCGGGGGUCCGGCCGACUCCCGUUCCAGGUGUGUUGUCGGGGGUCCGGUCAACCUCCGCUCAAUGUCGCCUGUCGGCGGUCCGGUCGACUCCUGUUCCAAGGGUUCUGUCGGUGGUCCGGCCGACUUCUGUUCCAAGUGUCCUGUCGGGGGUCCGGCUGACUCCCGUUCCAGGCCGACCUCUGUUCCACGUCUCCUGUCGGGGGUCUGGGCGACCUCCAUUCCACGUCUCCUGUCGGGGGUCUGGCCGACCUCCGUUUCAGUAG
Messenger RNA from Sebastes umbrosus (honeycomb rockfish), 887 nucleotides. RefSeq names its product myosin light chain kinase, smooth muscle-like. The record is from RefSeq and is a predicted model, not a curated record. Bases 27 to 887 code for a protein of 286 amino acids. Lineage: Eukaryota; Metazoa; Chordata; Actinopteri; Perciformes; Sebastidae. The transcript has 4 exons.